AUGGCGGACAAAGUGGAGAGUCUUAUCAAAGGUCGAGAAAUUCGGCGAAAUGCGGGAAACUUGAUGUCUAAACUCAUUGAAGAUGAGCAAGACGUCGACGAAUUCUAUAAAACAGCUUUUGGAGGGUUCGAAGAAGAGUCGGGAGAUGAAAAAUACGAAACAGAAGACGAAGAAGUUGAUGUUGUUGAUUCUGAUUUCAGCUUAUCUGAGACGGACGAAGUAAUUGAUGACCAGGGAGAUGACGAACCUAAACGAAAGAGAAAAAAGCAGAUAAUCAAGCCUUAUAAAGCUCCAAAGAAAGAAUCAGACUCGUCAAAGACCGCGAAUAAGGAUUCGGAAGUGAAAAAACGGAGAGUGUUUGAAGAAGAACCUCGCGAGGGAGUUAGAAAGUCAACCCGUGCGUUAACAGUGGAGCGUGCUCAGGCCACAAAGAAUCGUUUCAAACAAGAAAAAGAGAAGAAAACGCUGUUGAAACAAAACCAACCGAAAAAGUUUGUGAACAUGAGGCGCCUGACUCAAGAGGAACUCCUGGCGGAAGCCAAAAUAACAGAGGAAGAAAAUGUUGCUUCCCUACAAGCCUAUCAACAGUUGGAAGCGGACAAGAAGAAGACCAAAAUACAGAAAGUAGCUUUCAAAGGUCCUGUUAUCCGCUUCCACUCGCUGUCAAUGCCAGUCUUGGAAGUUACAGAACCAGUGGUGAAAGUUGAUGACAAUGAGGAUGAUGAAGUUAAUGUAGAUGCAACCAAGCGAUGCUGCAGAAAUUUUCUAAUUUUUACUGAUGCAAAGAAUUUUCCUGCUGCAUAUUUCCCAACCAAAAAACCUAAAGUUCCUCACAAGACUUAUUGUCCUGUCACAGGAUUACCAGCCAGAUAUCACGAUCCUAUAACAGGCCUACCUUAUGCCAAUGCACAUGCAUUCAGAUACAUAAGAGAACGGUAUGCUCUACAGGCUGAAGAAAUGAAAGCAAAAGCAUCAGAAAUUGAACAAAGGCGUAGUCGGAAACCUCAGUAA
Molecule: messenger RNA, 1011 nt
Organism: Porites evermanni
Lineage: Eukaryota; Metazoa; Cnidaria; Anthozoa; Scleractinia; Poritidae
Source: the annotation of a GenBank genome assembly